AUGAAAAAAUGGAUGGAGGAACAAAAAUGGCACAUAAAUAUUAUAUUGAUGUUUUUUCAUCAAUUUUUUGACCGGAUUAAUUAUUCAAUGAGAAAUACCUUUCUACAUGAUCACUAUAUAUUUUUAAAAUUUAAAAAAAAUAAAAUAAUUGGUUUGUUAUCAAUAAUUAACUCAUCGGUAUGUUUAGUUAUAUCCCCUUUAAUUGGAUAUUAUUGUGAUAAACAUAAAAAAAACAGAAUUAAAGUUUUACAAUUUAUAUCGAUAUCAUAUCUAUUAGUUAAUAUUAUUCAUUAUAUGUUCAUCAGAACAAAUAACUUAAAUUUAAUAAUUCUUAUAACUGCGAUUUCAAAAAUGUUGCAAGAAUCUUCUCAUGUAAUAACCGAGUCCAUUUUUAUAGAAAGCAUAGAAAAGGGCAAAAAGAGUAUAAUUUUUACCUACCAAAAACUCAUUAGCACAGUUGCAACAAUGCUAGGACCAUUUUUUUGUCUGAUUUUAUUUUAUUUGUAUAACGAUAAAUGGAAUAUUACAAAUAUUUUUAUCAUAUUUCAAUUUUCUAUAUUAACAAUUCUUCCUCAAACAAUUAUAAGUUUUCUUUGGAAGAAUAAUACUAUUAAUACAUUACCAAAAUCAGAAGAAAUAAGUUUGAUAACCAAGCAAAAUGAAAAACCUAAUUUACUGUGGUUGAAAUCAAAUCACGUCCCUUAUAUUGUUUUUGUAUCACAUAUUAUUACUUUGGCAGGCGCAGGAAUGACGUUUAAAUACUUUUCAUUAUUUUUAAAAUCCGAGUAUAAAGUAUCCCCCAUUUUAAUGUGUGUUCUCAAUAUUCUCAUCCCCCUUCUCUUAACAUUUUUUACUUAUCUUUCCCAAAAAUUAUCAAAAUCAUUAGGAAGAGCACAAGUUUCUCUAUUUUUCACAACUAUUGGUUUUAUAUUGCUUUGUUCUCUACUCCAUAUACAAAAUUACCAAGAUGUUCUCAAAGUUCAUGUUUUUAGGAGCGUGUUUCAAAAUUGCACAAAUUCAAUCGAUAAAAGUAUUCUCUACGAUUUCAUUGAUACUAAUAGGCAUACAGGAAGGUGGAUGGGUAUACAAAGUUUAUAUUACUUAGUAUGGUCUAUUAGUGCAUAUUUCGGAGGUUGGUUAUCCGAUAUAUCAUCAUACAGAAACACAUUUAAAAUAACGACAUAUUUCUAUUUAUUAUCACUAAUAAUAUAUUCCCCACUUUUAUGGCUUGUCCCAAUUAAGGAAACAGCAUAA
This is a messenger RNA of Plasmodium berghei ANKA, 1254 nucleotides long. RefSeq names its product metabolite/drug transporter, putative. The transcript has 9 exons. Gene Ontology annotation, molecular function: transmembrane transporter activity. The record is from RefSeq and is a predicted model, not a curated record. NCBI's taxonomy places the organism in Eukaryota, Apicomplexa, Aconoidasida, Haemosporida, Plasmodiidae. The coding region runs from base 1 to 1254 and encodes 417 amino acids. Gene Ontology annotation, biological process: transmembrane transport.